UUCAUGUCGGUCCGGAGUCGCUUGCUAUAGUGAACUCUAGAACUCUUCAUUUACCCUUGAAUUGAAACAGGCCCGGUUUGGUCUCUGAGGGUACAAUGACUUCCAAGGCGUACGUCAUUGCGUUGGCUUUUUUCUUCGCAAUCAUUUUAGGAGCGACCGGUGCAAAAUAUCCAGCGGGGCGAGCUUCAAAUAAGGCUGCCGACCUCAGACUGCCUACAUCCAUCAAACCAGUCAGUUAUGUCUUACAACUCCAGCCGCUAAUCAACGGCAACUUUUCAAUUUAUGGAUACGUGGAAAUCGUCAUGGAGAUUCUCGAGCCAACCAGCAACAUCACCCUUCACAUAAAAGACAUCAUAACCAAGAAUGAAACUAUACUGUUGUACUCAGGUAACAAGCCGAACGGUCAACCCAUCCCAAUCGUGGAGCACAGCUACGACGCAGACCGCGACUUCUACAUCGCGACUCUGGCAGAGCCUCUGACAGCUGGCCGGCAGUACCUCCUCCUCAUGGAGUACGAAGGAUACCUCAACGACUUGCUAGUCGGCUUUUAUCGCUCACAAUAUAAAAGGGAUGACGGUACGGAUGCGUGGCUCGCUGUGACUCAAUUUGAAUCUACGGACGCAAGACGCGCGUUCCCGUGCUUCGACGAGCCCGCCCUGAAAGCCACAUUCGAUGUUUCUAUCGCCAGGCAGACCAACAUGACCUCCAUCUCCAACAUGCCUCUUGUCGAGACCACUCCCUUUGACGGCGAUGCAGAGUGGGUGUGGGAUCACUUCGCUACCAGCCUACCCAUGUCCACCUACCUUGUUGCAUUCGUAGUCUCAGAUUUCACUUUCGUUAAUUCCACCUACAACGACCACGUUCUUUUCAGAGUCUGGGCGCGACAAGAUGCCAUCGAUCAAGCUUGGUACGCAAUUGAUGCUGGACCGGCAAUUUUGACUUGGUACGAACAGUACUUCGCUAUACCUUUCCCUCUGCCAAAGCAAGACAUGAUCGCCAUCCCAGACUUUUCAGCUGGAGCAAUGGAAAACUGGGGUCUUGUCACCUAUCGAGAAACUGCGUUAUUGGCUGACCCAGUGUUGAGUUCGGCAUAUAACCGAGAGCGCGUAGCCACGGUGGUGGCGCACGAGCUGGCUCACCAGUGGUUCGGAGACCUGGUCACCAUGGAGUGGUGGUCAGACAUUUGGCUCAACGAAGGAUUCGCUACUUACAUGGAAUACCUGGGCACAGAUUCGUUUGAACCCACUUGGAGGUACUUGGAUAGGUUCGUAACCAAUGAUCUUCAGUACGUGUUCGCUUUGGAUAGUCUGGAAUCAUCACGUCCCAUCAGCAUCGCGGUUCAGUUUCCAAGUGACAUCGAUCAAUUGUUUGAUGCGAUUUCUUACUCGAAAGGAGCGUCGAUCAUCCGCAUGAUGAACAACUUCCUCACAGAACCUACUUUCCGGAACGGAUUGACCAACUAUUUAACCAUACAUCAGUACGCCAACGCUGCUCAAGACGACCUAUGGCAAGCUUUGACAGUUCAGGCUCAUGCUGAUGGAACUUUGUCGCCCGACAUCACAGUAAAAACCAUCAUGGAUACAUGGACCUUGCAAAUGGGAUACCCUGUCAUCAACGCUAUCAGAGCAACGGAUGGGUCAAUUACCCUCACUCAGGAACGUUUCCUGCUGGUCAAGAGUCCUAACUCGACGGACACGCACGACUACAAGUGGUGGGUGCCUGUUUCCUACACCACUCAGAGCUCACCGGACUUCUCGCAAACGCAGCCCUCUUAUUGGAUCCCAAGCACUGAAGAAAGUAUCACCAUUGAUGGUAUAACUGAUGGCCAGUGGGUUUUCUUUAAUCUUCAAGAGACUGGAUAUUACAGGGUUAAUUACGACAUCAAUAACUGGCAGCUUCUCAUCAACCAACUCGAAACUGAGCCGAGUGUGAUUAACCUUGUCAGCCGAGCCCAGCUCAUCGAUGAUGCACUGAAUUUGGCCCGCGCUGGAAGACUCGUCUAUGACGUCGCCCUAAGCCUGGAUUCCUACUUGAAUCAGGAGACCGAGUUGGAACCUUGGCAAGCUGCUCUCGACAACUUCGAGUAUCUGGAGGAAAUGUUCACGCGCAAGGCUGGUUAUGGCCAAUUGAAGCACUAUUUAUUGGAUUUGUUGGUGCCGCUUUACAACAGCGUUGGUUUUGAUGACAAUCCUGAUGAUCCUCAACUGGAGCAAAUAAAGCGUGUGCUUGCCGUUGACUGGGCUUGCCAUUUAGAAUACGAAGACUGCGUCUCAAGAUCGGUUGAUCUGUACAACCAGUGGAUGGCAAGCCCCAGUGACCAGACCUUGAUUUCAUCGAACCUGCGCUCGACCGUGUACUGCACCGCGAUCGCUCAAGGCGGAGAGGCCGAGUGGAACUUCGCCUGGGCUCAAUACCUCGCCACCAACGUCGCCAGCGAACAAGACCGAAUCCUCUACGCCCUCUCGUGCACACGCGAAAUCUGGAUUCUUACAAAAUACUUGGACAUGGCGUUCACUGAGAACAGCGGCGUCAGGAAACAAGACUCGGGAAGAGUCUUCAGUAACGUUGCCUCCAACGACGUGGGCAGAGAUGUGGCCUGGCAAUAUUUACAGGAUAAUGUGAACAGCAUCGCUGCUUACUAUCAGUCAUUUGGAGUUAUUGGAGACUUAGUAUCCUCAGUCUCCAACGAGUUCAACACAGAACUUGAACUUCAAGAGCUGAUCCAAUUCAAGAACGAUAACAUCGACGCUCUAGCUACGGCGACCUACGCCAUCGAUCAGAGCAUCGAGAACACGUCCAACAACAUCGCCUGGAUGGACAACUACUACGACUACAUCGUCAACUGGCUCACUCUCAACGGGUAUCCGUAAAUAGUUCUGAAGCACUAAGGAUCUUCAGAUGUGCUAUCAACUACUGGAACACAUAAUGCACUUUGCACUACGCGAUGUGGCGUAGCUGUCCUACUUCUACGCUCGCACAAUAUCAUUUUCAGUUUGAUUUGUAAGCUGUCAAUGCCAACACUUGCGCCUAAAAUCUGCAUUUUAGGUGCAAAUUUAUCAGUUUUUAGGUGUAUCAGUUUUUUAAUGUUUUGUAUGAAUGAUUAAUCAGAAGCAUAAAUUGAAGGAUCCUGAUGUGUAUUACUUAAACUGGGUGAAUUUUCUAAAUAAAGAUUAUCAGAAAUUUUGUGAGUAAAUACGAAUUUGUCCUGCGUUUUGGAAAUUUGUCCUCUGUGUUUCAUAACAAGGAAUCAAAAAGAGAAAUAUCAA
Hyalella azteca is the source of this 3266-nucleotide messenger RNA. Its product is annotated as aminopeptidase N. Lineage: Eukaryota; Metazoa; Arthropoda; Malacostraca; Amphipoda; Hyalellidae. The record is from RefSeq and is a predicted model, not a curated record. Gene Ontology annotation, molecular function: zinc ion binding; peptide binding; metalloaminopeptidase activity. The transcript has 18 exons. The coding region runs from base 96 to 2870 and encodes 924 amino acids. Gene Ontology annotation, cellular component: cytoplasm. Gene Ontology annotation, biological process: peptide catabolic process; proteolysis.